Colletotrichum siamense is the source of this 1437-nucleotide messenger RNA. RefSeq lists its product as uncharacterized. Lineage: Eukaryota; Fungi; Ascomycota; Sordariomycetes; Glomerellales; Glomerellaceae. The transcript has a single exon. The record is from RefSeq and is a predicted model, not a curated record. Bases 1 to 1437 code for a protein of 478 amino acids.
AUGGAUGUUAGAAAGUCUGGCCAAUACAGCCCACCGAAUCUCACCCAACCGAGGGUCGAAGAACCCCGAAUUGACGACCAUGUUGUUGAAGAAACGGUCUCUGAGGACUUGCCAUCUAGCCUCAGCGAGAAGCACCCAUCAGAGAACGAAAGCCCUGUCGAUUCAAAUGACUACGAUUCACGGUACUUGGGCAGUGUCAAUGAGAGCUCGUCAGAGCACUGCACCCCGGAAGCAUCGGAACUACCUUCCAACGGUAGUCCUCAUACGGGCAUUCCCGGCCUGCAUGGGGGAGCCCGGCAAUCCGUUCUCUCACCCUGGCUUUCCGACAUCUACCGCCUUUUAGUCUCCAUCCUUCUUCUUGCCGCUAUAUACGCGGUCCUCCUUUCACAGAAUAACAAGCUUCAACGAGACUGGAACAUCCACAUCACCCUUAACUCCAUCGCCAACAUUCUCUCGACAUUCUUGCGAGCGUCCAUCGCCACCGUCGCCGCGGAGAUCAUCUGCCAGACGCGCUGGACGUGGUUCUGGUCUGUCAGGUCAUCAGACCCAGAUCGCCACAUGUUGGAUCUGCAGCACUUCACCAACGGCAGCAGAGAUGCGUUUGUGGCCUUGCAGCUCGCGAAACUUGUCAAGUGGCGCAGUCCCUUGACGCUCAUGGCGACCAUCAUCUUUGCAACAUCCUUCGCGAUCGGUCCUUUUGUACAGCAGGCCAUCAAGACCGUCGAGCGCACCGUGCCGGAGGCCGGGAAGCCUGCUAGUAUUCCCAUAGCACGAAACAUCAGCGCCGAGCCUUACUUCCUCGGAGACUCCUCCGUUGUGCUGAAAGCCAGUACCGUCAACGCCUUGCAAGCUGCUCUGUUGAACCCCAGUGGUAUCAAAAUCGUGCCAAAUUGUCCUACUGGUAACUGCACUUUUACUGGGUUGAACUCGGGCAUGUCAAUUGCUUCAAUCGGGGAGAUCACACAUGCCUCUGCUGGAAUAUGUGCGGAGUGCACCGAUGUCAGCUCUUUGAUUGCAGCAACAUUUGAUGAUUCGACUAAAAAUCUGUCUUUGCCUAAUGGAAUGGAGCUUUCCCUCUCUCAGGGGUAUGAGACGGAAAUGAUCUUCCGACCGGGUGACCUUUCGUGGGCUGGCGGCAUCGUGUCGGAGAAUGCGCGCUCCCUCGCCGGCCUGGCGCUGUCUAAUACGACAGUCCUCGCUGUAGAGACAGCGAGCAGUGAUGGACACAAUAAGUCUACUGCCAACUCAUUGGCUUUGUCGUGCUCGUUCUACGCAUGUUUGCGGAGCUACUCGGGCAUGGUUCAGGGGACGGAGUUGAAGGAGGAACUUCUGUCUCAGGUUCCCAUGCACAAACCUGAUGGCUCCAACGAUACGUCAGAGGGGCAGAAUGGUUCAGGGGGGACAAACGCAGUGAGCCGGGUGAGCAGCAGGCGUUGA